AACAUAUUUUAAUAAAAAUUUAAAUACUAAAAAAUUAAAACUAAAAACACACAGAAAACAUAUAACUUAAUAUUAUUCAAAAAAUAUUAAUCAUAUUUUAUACUCAAUUAUUAAUUUUAAUAAAUAAUUUUUUUAUAAUUUUUAUUACAUAUCAAUAUAAAAAAAAUUUAGUUGAGAGGUUUUAACGUUAAAACCCCAUAAAUCUUCUAUCUUUUACUAUAUUAUAUUAAAAUAAAUAUAAACUCAUGUAUAUAGUUUUAUGUAUAUUUUUAUGUAUAUAUAAAUGUUUUGAGGAUUAUUUUACAUAAUAAUAGAUAUUUUAUUAAAAUAAAAAACUUUAGCGCAUAUAGAAAAUUUAAUAUUAAAUUAAUUAUUAAAUAUUUAAAAAACAUGAAAAUAACUUAUUCAAAUUUUUUGAAUUGAUAAUAUAUUUCUUUAUAAAAUUUUAUAAAAUUAUUAAGCCCGCAAGUGCGGGCAAAACACCUAGUAUACUUAAAAUGUUACUAAACAAUUUAUAAAUAAAAUAAAAUCAAUUUCGAGGGGCGCUCAGAUCAAGUCCUAAUAUAGCUCAGGACGGAUAAAGUUCAACAACAUAAGGAAAAAAAUUAAUAAUACUUUUGUGUAAUAAUUAAAUGCUCCACUAUAGAGCUGAUCGAUGUUUCCAUUUUCUAACUGAACUCAGAAACCUUUAUAUCCUACUUGCGAUUUUUUUUUGUCGUCUCCUACUUGCAAUCUAUCGCCCUUCUGGAAGUUUUUAUUGUCAAAUGUUUGGACAGCUGAUACAAGUAUGAACAAAGAUCAAACAGAAAUUCUUUUGUGUAAUAAUUAAAAGUUAUGGCAAAUUUACUACUUCCUCCGUUUCACAAAAAUAAAAUUUUUAGUUUUUUUACACAUAUUAAAAAAACAUUAAAUCAUUAUAAUAAAUGUUUCGUUUUUUGCAAUUUUCAAAUUUUAACAUUUUUAACCAAUAGUAAUUCAAUAAGAUUAAUUAAUUUUUUUGAAGUUUACAAUUUUUGCAUAGAAAACACAAAAUAUAUAUUUUUGUGAAAUAUUUUUUUGAAAAGGAUGGAGUAAUAAUUUUAUGUAAUAAUUAAAAGCUCAAAUUUAGAAAUGAUCGAUGUUUCCCAUAAUCCCAUUUUCUAACUGAACUGAUGAGAAACCUUUACAUCCUACUUGUGAUUCUAUCGCAGAAGUUUUUUUUGUUUUCGUCAAAGUGUUUGGACAGCUGAUACAAGUAUGAACAAAGAUCAAAUGGAAAUUCUGGUGUGAUAUUAUGUCCAGAUUGUAAUUGGAUGUAGAGAAAAGCAAUCAAACAUUGUAUUCAACAAUAGUAUUGAGUCUAUUGACCUUUACUUUGCCAUAACUUUUAACUUAAUGGUGUAAUAAAUCGUAAAUACUAAAAAAUUGAGUUGAACAAAAUGAUAUUUCCUCCAUUUCACAAAAAUAGAUUUUUUAUAUUUUUCACACAUAUGAAAAAAACACAUUAAAUCACUAUAAUAAAUGUAUCAUUUUCUAUAAUUUUCAAUUUUCAACAUCUUUUAACCAAUAAUAAUUCAAUAAGAUUAAUUAAUUUUCUUGAAAUUUACAAUUUUUGCAUAGAAAACACAAAAUAUAUAUCUUUGUGAAAUAAUUCUUUUUCCAAAACAUCUAUUUUUUUGAAAAGGAAAGAGUAAUUCUCAAUGAUCUAACAUUAAGAUUUGUAACUAUUAUAUUCUUUAGUAUCUGAGGAAUCAAAACUAUGAUAUCUAAAACCGAUUAAUGAAAUAUGUAGAAAACCGAUAAAAUUUAGAAAAACCGAGUAUUAUUGCUGUUCGAGAUGCAUUGGUUAACCAAUGUAUAGGUGAACUGCGGUAAAAAUAUUAGAACUUCAAUCCCUAUGAUAAUUUUGAGAAAGACUUGGGUUCACCCCUAUGGUGAACCUUUAAGUUCACCAACUAAUCAAAAAUUAGCAUAUUGCAUGUAGUCUUUUUCGUAAAAGGAAACAAAAUAUUUCGAAUUUACUUCUUAAAAUAAAUAGAUAAAAAAAUAUAUAUAUAUUAGUAGCUGUAAAAAAACAUUUUUUCUAAAAGUUGUUAAAUCCACACUAAAUCUUAAACCCUAAAUCAUAGACACUAAACCUAAACCUUAAACACUAAACCCUAAACUCUUAGAUAAACUAUAAACCCUUGUGUAAAUCAUAAAUUCUUAGAUAAACCCUAAAAACUAAACUCUAAAAGUUAAGGUAAACCCUAAACCCUUGGGUAAAUCUGAAAUCCUUGGGUAAAUCUUAAUCCUUGGGAAAAUUUUAAAUCAUUGAAUAAAAUCUUAAUUUAGGGUUUUACCCAAAGGGAGAGAGAGAGAAAGAGUCAGAGGGAGAGGGAGACGGGGAGAGAGAGAGAGAUAUAGAGAGAGAGAUAGAUGAAUCUAUACUAUAUGUUUAUGAUAGUAUAUAAUUAAAAUCGCGUUAAUGAAAUAUCUUAUAAAAUUUAUAAAAUAUAAAUCUGUUUUGAAAGUUUCAAAACAUUUUAUGUGAAGAAAAAAAUCUAUGUUUUUAAUAUGUAAAAUACAAAGGUUAAUAAGUGUUAUAUCAGAAGUUGAAAUCAAUUAAAAAGAGAAGGGAGAAACAUAUUUGUAAGAAGAAGAAAAAUCAAAAAAAAAUGUUCAAGUAAAUGUGGUAAAAGGUAAUAUGGCAAUUAUUACACAAAUAUCAUAGCUUAAGAGUUGUUAUGUGUAGAGAAUUAAUUUUGUUGUUGGUUAUGUAUAUGUGUGCCAAUUUCCCUAAAGCAAACAAAAAGCAACUAAUAAAAUUAGUCUGAUUUAGCCUACUUAGAAUAUAAAAUAAAACAAUUACAGUUCAAUUUAAAAGAGGAAAAUGCAAUCUAAUACCCAAAAAUAAUCGAACCAGUCAGAUUUAUUAUAAACAAAAUCACAUGUCAAUAUAAAAUAUUUUAUUUAUUUUUAUGCAUAAAAGGUAUAAAACACUUAUAACUUAUACACAAAAGUAAGGAAAAUGUUGAUCAACUAUUAUGAUUUUUGAAGUUUAAUAUUUAUAUAUGUGCAUGUGCACGGGAGAGUCACCUAGUAUAUUUCUAUGUAAUGACUAAAUUUAGAUUUUAGUUUACAUUGCUAUUCUUGAUCAGAAAGUAACUUUUCUGAUCUUAUUAACAUUUUCUAUUCUCUACUUUUAUGUCAGUAGAUUUAUCAUCGGAAAUAUAGUUUAAAAAGUAGAUAUCAUCCCAUAUUACUUAUCAAAAUUGUCAUCAUUCUUAUCUCCUAUGUGAAAUGUGUAAUAAAUUAAAUAGUUUAUUUCAACAUUAGUUGGGUAAAGAUUUUGUUUUAUUUAUUUUCAGACAAACAGAUAUAUCAACUAUAUGGUAAUGGCAUAUAGUUUAGCAAGGAUAUUACCAUACCCAUAAAUAAAUAUUAUUUGUAUAAAUUUUGUAUAAUUAUGUUAAAUACAUAUCAUUUCUUAGUUAAAGUUGUUUUAGCACUACAUGUAAUUUAUUUUUUAUUGGGGGGGGGGGGGGGAGAGUUAAAACCGAAAAUAAAACUGAAAAAAUAUAUGUGUAUUAAAUAUAUAUCUAUCUUUUUCGGAAAAAAAAUAUUUAUUGAGGAUUGUCUUUGUUUGUCAGAUUAUUGUUUUGAAUUUUCAAUGCAGAGUUUAAACAAAACUUCAGUUUUAAUCUUACUUAUUUUAAAAUGGUUAAAUUUAAAUAAUUAAAUUUGAAAUCUAAAAGAUAUGUGUAUCACUAAUAGAAUUCCAUAUUGUCAUUGUCCUCUCUCAAUUUUUCUGAAGCGCUUCUUCAUAUCGAGAUGAUUCUCGUCUUUUCUGUUCUCUCUCUCUCAUGCUUUGGCUAUUUUGGAAUUUUAUUUUUGGAAGAUACUCAUGAAACAAAGACGAUGCAGGUGUUUUAAGUAUGUAUAGGGACAUUCAUCGUUCUCUCUCUAGCUCCAACUUGUCAAUAAAAGUUUCAAAAAAGAAAUUGAGCUCUGGGGCCGGUGGCCUUAGUGCCAUCGGUCGCCAUCUCUUUUGUUUUUUGUUUCUUCGACUUAUGGUCGGUUUCAUUUUUGGCCUGGUCCGACUGUAAAUUCAUAUAUUCGGACUUUUAUUUUAUUGUUUAUUGUAUAUUUCUGUAAAUCUUCUUUACUCUGUUCAUAAAGUUUAGCACUGAAAGAUUGAAGGUGUUCUAUCUUUACCAGCCACUUGUUCCAUCUUUCAAGUGUGUGUAAAUCCUUGUUUUGUCAUAUAGAUUGACCAUUUGAGCAUAUAGGUUCUCCUUGGGUGAAGGUUCAAGACGAUGCUGUUGAUCGGAGCAGAGUACGGCGAUUAGGAGCUUUUCGUCGCGUUAUGAUGAGCCAAUCAGUGGAGGACUCAACUACCGUUGAAAUCGUAUGCCUUUAAGCUUCUUUUGGUCAUCAUCAGCAAGGAGACUAGCUUUGUACAUCUUCGACUAAAGGAAUCUUUGGAGUUUCCUAAGCGUAAACAUCAACACUUUUAAAAUCAAUACUAUUAAAAGAGAAGGAGUUUUAAUAAAUCUAGUUAAAAAAGUUGUUUGGACCCUUUUAUUAACUAAUAAUAUUUUGGUCUUUCUUUGAUUUGGACAAACAAUAUGUUACCUUAAAUUUAUCUAACAAUCAUUUAGUCAAAGCUUUCAUUUAUUGGACCCAUAUAUUUUUGUAAACGAAAAGAUUAUACCAUAUAUAUACUACCACAUAAAUUUGGUUCACGAAAAUAUAAUAUCACAUACACUUUAUUAUACUCUUCUCUAAAUAUGUCUCAUUAACUUCAUAAUUAAGAUAAGUUUAAAAAUUAUAUAUUAUGUUAAUUUUAUUUUAUUGAUAAAUAACAAUUUAAUAUUUAAGAUAAGCUUAAAUUAUCAAAAACCAAACAAAUCUUUUUUUACUGCUCAACAAAAAACCUACAAAUCUAUACUAUUAAAUUAGUCAAAAACCUCUCAAGUAAAUCUUAAGUUUCACCAACUGAACAAAUGUAACUUUUAUAAAAUGCACAAAAAUAUAAUGAAAUGUUAGAUUUGGUCAUUCGGAUCUUCGGGUCAAAUAUAAAUCGGUUUCUUUCAGAUCCAAGUUCUUUGGGUCUUGGGCAUUUAUAUCCAACUAGGUAUUUGAAUGAUUUUUGUUAAGAUCGGUUCUUUUUAGUUUCAGGUCAGUUUGAGUCAAUAAUUCAAGUAUCUAUAAAAUUUACUAUGUAAUUUGGCUACGUAAUGAGUCUAGCUCGGUUCGAGUAUUUCACACAAAAAGAUUUAAAGAAUCUGAAAAGUCAAAAAAUCAAAACAUGAAAAAUACCCAAAAAAAAUAAUACCAGAAAUAACUAAAUAUCUAAAAGACCAAAAUCUUACCCACAAACCAAAAAUAUCCAAUAUUUUAAAUAUAUUUUAAAAUUUUACCCAAAACCUGAAACUAUAACAGAUUUCUGUGAAUCCAAAUUUUACAAUAAUAUUUUUAUACUGAAAACAUAUAUGAAUUACUCAAAAAUACAUAAUAUGAACAAAAUAUUAUGGGUACUUUAGGUACCCGACAGAGACCCACAUAUCCAAAAAAAUCUAAUAGGUAACUUUUUCCCAAUCCCGAACCUCAACAUGUAUUUCAUAUUGGUUAGGUUCGUUUAUCAAAUUUAGGUAAAAUGUUCAUACUUAAGAAAGAUUUACAUAAGAGUGGAUAUAAAAAAAUCCCGAAUAAACUUAUACAUAAGUUAUAUAAUUUUAAACAAAUUUAUGUAUUCGAUAUAAUACGACUUUAUAACAUAAUAAUACACAAUAUACUCAAAACACUAUCACAUUUUUAACUUCGUAUAUAACCUAUAAAAUCCGCGCUUUCGAAGCGCGAAUCAAAAUCUAGUAUCAAUCAUUAAAUCAAACCACCGGAGAAGAAGACUCAUGGAAAGUCAAGAUCGGUUCCGACAAGGUCAAAGGCGGAGGAGACUUCUAGAGUCCUUUUGCAAACCACUUUUAUGCAACACGUGGAUUCCAUUAAUUUUGUUGAUCUUAUUAAAAUGUUUGCAUGUGGUUUAGCUAAACCAUCUUCUACCAAUAUCAAAUCAUACCCUUAAAGGGUUUUAAUGAAGGAGAAUUGCACUGUAUGACGUCCAAUAACCGCAUAAUUCACUCGAUGGCUAAUUUCCCUAACUCACCAAUAUAUGACUCACCUUUUAUAAAAUAUUACCAUAUUGCCCUCUUUAUUAACCGGGAGUAACGGACAAAAAAUAAAGAUUAACUAAAAAAAAUAACUGUUCACGCAACUGUCGUGGCGCAUCGUUAACCCACAUAAUCCUUUUUUACUUUACCAUACCUUUCUCUGUAAACUAAGCACUAUUUUUCUCUUUCAUCACCACCGCAAAUUCACGCCGUGUUUUGCCAGACUUUAAACUGCUCGUCACCGCGAUAUUACUUCACGGACCGACGAAUCGGAACACGGAAGGCAUUCUACAGUUCUUUUUCCAGCAAGAAAGCAUUCGGUACUCUUGUGAGUUCGAAUUUACUUUUCUAUUUUCUUGAAAUUUCCAGUUACUCCGACCGGAAUUGAGUCUUGUUGUCCGUUUCUUUGUUCUUUUCAACUAUACGAGAGCUUUAAUUGUCUAUUUCUUUUCUGUACUGUAUCGAUUUACUGGUCUUUGCACGUGGUAGUAAAUUUUGCAGAUAGAAACAAAAAUCGAGUCAGUGCCUUUGUUUGGAAUGUUGUAACUGUGAUUUCUGUGUGGUCGCUUUCGGAUAUCUGUUUGUUUGGUUUUCAACCGUCAUUAUCUAAACACGAAAAUAGGAUUUUGAAUAUUUAAGUGGUUUUAUUGUUCAAUCCGGGACUUAGGAUAUUUCAUAAAUCUGACCAUACUAGACUAUUUCCGUUUUUCAAUUGUAAUAUAGUAUGUGAAUAAUAUAGUGAUGCUGUAUGCUAUUCCAUUUACUGUGAAUCUCUUUUUUAUGUGUGGUAUUGUUUUCAUUCUAUACAGUAUGUUAUUGCCAUCUCGGUAGGGAUAGAUAUUCAGUAUCAGAUAGACACGGAAAUCAAUACUAGAAUGAGGAUUAUGAAACCCAUUUCACUGUCUAUCGUUUUCAUUUUUUGGGUUUCUUUGUUUGGAUCCGUAAUUAUCUGUACAAUAUAUGACUAUAUGACUAUCUUGAAUUGUAAUUAAUUUUUGUUAGGUUUGCAGAAUCGUCUACUUCAUAUUUGUGCACAUAGUAGACCAUCUCAGUCACUGGAAUUGCAUUCUAUAUGUAUAUGGAAUAGUAUUGCAAGUAGCUACUCUAUUUACUGUCUCCGUCACUCUUACGGGUUGCAUUGUUUUCAUGCUUGGCAGUGCCCAAAUGGACGAAUUAGGUAUUCCUCUGAGAAUAUUUGAGGCGGGUUCAGAACCAUCAGGGCGGAAACGGGUUAAUAACUACUUCAACCUACGGUGGAUUGACAUCAUAAAGAGUGCACUAGAGGAAGAAGACUUGGAAAUGUUGAAUGAGUCGCAGUUCCGGAGAGUUUUGCAGAUGGGUUCGCAUACUUUUUCAGUAAUGUUCCUCCAUUACUGCCUCUCACGCCAGUUGGUAACUGCAAAAGAGUAUGAACUUUGGUGGAUCUUCGUUGGGAAGCCGAUACGCUAGGCCAUACAAGACUUUGCUAUGGUCACCGGACUGAACUGUGGCGACGGGGUUGGAUUAACUGGAGAACCCCCCGAGAAAGGUAUCGGGCGAGGGAAGGCGUCCGGUAAAGGAAAAUCAUCUAUGUCAAUAUGGGAUGAUUUAUAUCGUGGGGAGGAGAAGCCCACACCUGGAUGGAUCAUGGAGCGGCUUGUGAGAGGUAAAAAAUACAAGGAUCGGCUAACCCGUUUGCGGCUUUCGUUGUUGGUAUUGGUGGAAGGAAUUCUGUGUCCAACUUGUGGGACAACAAAAAUCAGAGCCGAAAUAGUGAGCAUGCUUGGUGAUCUUGACGCUUUCCUGAAGUAUCCAUGGGGCAGGGAGUCAUUUUUACUGACGGUUAGAAGUACAAAAGCAAGAUCUGCAGUUAAUUAUGUGAAGGAUACAAUGGCCAUUCAAGGAUUUACCCAUGCUAUGGUAUUGGUUACUGUGACUGCAUGUCCUUCUAUCAUUAUUAAGACUGGCGGUGCGGAUCCUCUAGCAGAUUCCAGCUUGUCCAGCGAAGAGAUUAUCAGGAGAGUUGUUGAUAGAAAGGUGGUAGUCAACAUUGUCUCGGCCAAGACGGUUGAUCAACUGGGACAGGCAUAUGUACGGUCUUUGAUUAGCACAGAUGAAGUGGGGGAGGAUCUUUAUCGUGGGUUGGGAGAUAAGGAAGAUACGAGUGUUGAUACCAUGGUUGCUUUGAUUGACGAUGAUUUUCCAUUUGAGCAUAACACUUGGUCAGGUGGUGUGAAAGCGGAUGAUGUUAAACUGAAGAAGGGUCAUGCACAAACUUCGGAGUCAAGUGAUGAAAAUGUUCCAGAACCGGUUGAAAAGGAUAAUGCUCAUCAUGGUGGCGUAGAGAGUGGUGGUUACCCUGGAGAUCCGAGAGGGCAAUCAUCAGCUAACCCCUCGGGUGCCCCGCAUGGUGGUGAGAGUUUCCAUGUUGAUGUCGAAACAUUACUUAGGCGUGCAGCUGACGUAUACGAGGAUAAGGUAAUUGCAAUGUUUGAGGGCUAUAUUCUGAGUUUGAAGGGCCAUUUUAAUUCUGAAGUGGGAGGCCUUCGAACCGACUUACAAGCAGCUACAUCCGCGAUUGCCCAUUUGGAAACUAAGGUCACAGGGGAGGUUGAUAAGAUCAAUCAGUUACUGAAGUCCAGGCUUAGAGGUGCGGAUAUGGGAGCAACGUAUGGGUUCAGUCUUGGGAGACAUUCGUCACCAUUCCCAGGUCAGAAUGAUGAUUUCAACUAUACAGAGGUUAAUCCCGAUCGACCCACUACACAUACUGGUGCUCCCGAGGUAAAUCUCAAUACAAUGAAAUUAUUCUUCUAUAGUAUGUCAUUCCAUAAUCUCACCAGACUAUUCCAUAUCUUAUUACUUGUUUGUAUUAUUCUCCAGUCAACACAGUGAGAUGGAGAGGAUGUUGCUACAACAGGGACCGCCUCGGUUGGUUUGGGACAUAAUCUGGAUGAAGGAGAAAGGGGUGGAGGACAAUCUCCGGGUAAACAGACCGACUGAACUGAUGGAGCCGAAUUUAGAGCUGAGACAGGGGGCGAGCAUGGGGGAGAUGCUGACAUUGGACAUGACCCCAUAAACGUGGAAGUUUGUCCUUUAAAUUAUGUUGUGUUUUAUACCAUUCUAUGCAGUUGAUGCCAGUAGAUCCUUUCCAUAUUGAUAUUUGUCACUGACAUUUCCAUACUAUUUUAAUUUAGAAUCCCUCGCCUUCGGUAAACGUCGCAUCCCCUGACAAUUCUGAUGCCGUCAAUCCUCCAUCUCGAGUUGAUGUGGUAAGAAUGAGUAGAAACCUGAUAAGCAGUAAAAUUGUCGGCUUUGUCUUAAUAUUAUAAUAAUGUAUAUUGGCUCAGUAAAUUGACAAAUGUGGUUAAUCUAUCUAGGACCAAGUGAAUGUAUCAUCGGAACGCCGCGUUGAUGACCCAGUGUCUGGCGUCGUUAAUAAAAUUCUAUCAGAAGCGGGCAUUGAUAAAGUAAGUUGUCUAUACUAUAUUUGCAUAUAUAAAUCUAUAUAACUACUCCAUUUUUCAAUGGGUUCCAUUCUAUGUGCUUUACAUUGCCAGAACCCGGUCCGACCCUCCACUGGUUCUGGAACUGAUGUAUCUCAGACAUCAUCAGAUGUCAAUCCGGAGAAAGUGGGUCUUGAUGGUGUGCAUGAC
Brassica rapa (field mustard) is the source of this 9763-nucleotide messenger RNA. RefSeq lists its product as uncharacterized. NCBI's taxonomy places the organism in Eukaryota, Viridiplantae, Streptophyta, Magnoliopsida, Brassicales, Brassicaceae. The record is from RefSeq and is a predicted model, not a curated record.